Molecule: messenger RNA, 1096 nt
Organism: Clarias gariepinus (North African catfish)
Lineage: Eukaryota; Metazoa; Chordata; Actinopteri; Siluriformes; Clariidae
Product: interleukin-17B-like
Exons: 3
Coding region: 112-690 (192 amino acids)
Biological process (GO): inflammatory response
Cellular component (GO): extracellular region
Molecular function (GO): cytokine activity
Source: RefSeq, a predicted model, not a curated record
UGUUGACAAAACCUGGUAUGUAGUCACACGCAUGCUGAUUGCGCCAAAAGGUGUUUAAUACAUGGUCGAGCACGUGUGCCAAAUGUAAUCGCAGCGACCUGAGUGGAAACCAUGGGCAGAUUUUGGAACGAGCUGUUAAUGGUCCUGAUGCUGGCGGAUGUUUUGGUCAUGGCGUUGGCGCGCAAAGAAGCCAAAGCGCGGAGGCGCAAAGUGGAGGACCAGCAGGACGCGCAGCCGCAGCGCAACGCCACUUCUUUCCAGAUUCCCCUCGACCCCAUACUGACCGGGGACCACACAGCCGAAACUGGAGAACACGAGGUGGACUUCGAUAAGGCCAUAGAUGACAUGGUGUCCCAGGUGAGGAACAACCCGGCUUUGUCCAAAAGCAAAUGCGUGGUGGACCGCCACCUGUGGAUGUCCAACAGUCGGAGCCUCUCCCCGUGGUCAUACAGGAUCAAUCACGAUGAGAACCGCAGGCCUGUCGACAUCCCGGAGGCCAAGUGCGCAUGCGCGGGCUGCAUUAACCCGUUCACCAUGCAGGAGGACCGCUCCAUGACGAGCGUGCUCAUCUACGCCAAGAUCCCGGUGCGGCGGCUGCAGUGUCCCCGCAAGAAGAAGAAGAAGUGCGUGCCGCGUUACCGCACCGUGGUGGAGAGCAUCGCCGUGGGCUGCACGUGCAUAGCAGGCUGACCAAUGCAAGCUCAUGAACUCGCCAUCUGGUCACGUGUUUUUAUAGUUUUUUUUACUGCUGUUCCUAUACACGUCCAGAGUCAAGUUGCAGAACCUGACCUAAAGAGAAACACAGACCAACUACGCUAACUAUUUUGUCACAACUGAGUAUUGUUUUUUCUUCUUCUUUAUAUUAGCCUUGUUAUUAUUAACCAUCUAGUAUGCAGCAUGUAGCAACUUGUUAUACAGUUAAACCAAUUUUUUCAUUCUUCAUUUUAAACAGUGACUUACUGAUGUAACAUAAAAUUUACUCUCUCUUUUUUUUCUAUUGGUUUCUCUUUAGGCCACAAGGCAAAAUACAACUGUAUUGUGUUCUAUUUCUUCUCUUGUUGAAUGCAUAGAUAAAGGUUUGUUUAUUUUUUUUAAA